AAUCAAAAUAGAAAUUGCCUAUUAUAUUGUAUUAGUAGCACACCACCACACAGUGAUACACAUAUAUUAUAUUGAACAAAUGACAGCAUUUCCUUCAGAUGAAUCAAAUGUGGUCAUCUUUAGUCACACCCAUUCAAAUCUAAGUUGGACUCUUCCUUCCACCUUGAGAUCUUCAAUUCACAAUUCAACCCAAGUUCUUCACCAAUGGCUUCACUCAGGAGCUUCCUCAAGCAAAAGUGUUCUUCAUAUGGUGUUGCAUGUCACCACCCCAUGAUGAGGAGGUUCUUUUCCGCAGAAACCAUCGUUGAUUCUCCUUCUUUUGCUCAGAGAAUCAGAGAUUUGCCUAAGGAUCUUCCUGGAACCAACAUCAAGAAGCAUGUUACCCAGCUAAUUGGAAGGACUCCACUGGUUUAUCUUAACAAAGUCACUGAAGGAUGUGGAGCAUAUGUUGCUGUGAAGCAAGAGAUGAUGCAACCCACUGCCAGCAUCAAAGACAGACCAGCACUUGCAAUGAUUGAAGAUGCUGAGAAAAAGAAUCUUAUAUCUCCUGGAAAGACAACUCUGAUAGAACCUACAUCAGGCAAUAUGGGUAUUAGCAUGGCAUUUAUAGCUGCCAUGAAGGGAUAUAAGAUGGUUUUGACCAUGCCCUCUUACACAAGCUUGGAAAGAAGGGUAACCAUGAGAGCAUUUGGAGCUGAAUUAAUCCUCACUGAUCCAACAAAGGGAAUGGGAGGGACAGUAAAGAAGGCUUAUGAUCUUUUGGAAUCCACACCAAAUGCAUUCAUGUUGCAACAGUUUUCAAACCCAGCCAAUACUCAGGUGCAUUUUGAAACAACUGGUCCUGAGAUAUGGGAGGAUACAAAUGGACAGGUUGACAUAUUUGUUAUGGGAAUUGGUAGUGGAGGUACAGUCUCUGGGGUUGGACAAUAUCUUAAAUCCAAAAAUCCUAAUGUUAAGAUUUAUGGAGUGGAGCCAAGUGAAAGUAAUGUGCUGAAUGGUGGUAAACCUGGCCCACAUCAUAUAACCGGCAAUGGAGUUGGAUUCAAACCAGACAUAUUGGACAUGAAUGUAAUGGAAAAAGUUCUUGAAGUUAGCAGUGAAGAUGCAGUUAACAUGGCUAGAGUGUUGGCUUUGAAGGAAGGACUCAUGGUAGGAAUAUCAUCUGGAGCUAACACAGUUGCAGCACUCAGAUUGGCUAGUCUGCCUGAAAACAAAGGCAAACUUAUUGUGACUGUUCAUCCAAGUUUCGGGGAACGAUACCUAUCAUCUGUCCUCUUCCAACAGCUUCGCAAUGAAGCUGAAAACAUGCAGCCAGUGUCAGUUGAUUAAUGUCUUCCAUAACCUUUGAUACAAGUAGAAAGCUUUGUUGUGGAGUUUACAUGGAGCAACCUAGCUGUUAUAAUCCUGUUGUAGCAAAAAUUGCCAACGUCAGCUUACAAUAGUCCUAUCUUAAUGCUCUGUAUUGUUUUGUUUCAUUUUUAAUUGGAAAUGUUAUAAAGUAAAAGUGCCUUUAAAAGUUUAAAUAACCAUAAUUAUAGGAUUAAAAUCCUAUUACGGGUAAAUUGUAUCUAAUUUUGGCAUAUAAUGUGUGUGUUCAAUUUCUUCUUAAAACAAGAAUACUCCAAGUUGUAAGCAUU
Messenger RNA from Abrus precatorius (Indian licorice), 1637 nucleotides. RefSeq names its product bifunctional L-3-cyanoalanine synthase/cysteine synthase 1, mitochondrial. The transcript has 10 exons. Gene Ontology annotation, cellular component: cytoplasm. Gene Ontology annotation, molecular function: cysteine synthase activity. The record is from RefSeq and is a predicted model, not a curated record. Lineage: Eukaryota; Viridiplantae; Streptophyta; Magnoliopsida; Fabales; Fabaceae. The coding region runs from base 205 to 1329 and encodes 374 amino acids.